This is a messenger RNA of Juglans regia (Persian walnut), 1904 nucleotides long. Its product is annotated as fasciclin-like arabinogalactan protein 17. NCBI's taxonomy places the organism in Eukaryota, Viridiplantae, Streptophyta, Magnoliopsida, Fagales, Juglandaceae. The transcript has 3 exons. Bases 173 to 1567 code for a protein of 464 amino acids. The record is from RefSeq and is a predicted model, not a curated record.
UCUGCUCUUUACUCAAAAGUCUCCACUCCGUUUCUCUUUCUAUUCUCCAUCCGUUCUCAUUGCCUCUCUCUUCUACACCCUAAGAAAACCCCCACCCCCACCUUUACUGAUACCAAGCUACAAUACCUGACUCAGAGAGAGAGGGUUUAAGCUCUUCUGCUCUUUGAGCGCCAUGGGUUCUCACGUCUAUGGUGUCUCCAAGCUCGUUUUCUUCUUCGCCAUCUUAUUAUCUGCAACGCAUUCCGCAUUGCCACCAAACCAUAUUUCUAAAUCUUCUUCUUCUGGGAGCUCAAGCCAGAUAAACUCCAAUUCGGUCCUCGUUGCCCUCCUCGACUCCCAUUACACCGAGCUCGCGGAGCUCGUUGAGAAAGCCCUUCUUUUGCAGACUCUCGAAGAAGCCGUGGGGAAACACAACAUCACAAUCUUCGCGCCGAGAAAUGAAGCUCUUGAGCGCGGGCUUGACCCCGAGUUCAAGCGCUUCCUGCUCGAACCCGGCAACCUCAAGUCCCUCCAAACCCUCUUGAUGUUCCACAUUCUUCCCACACGAAUCGGCUCUGACGAGUGGCCCCGUAACUCCUCCGGCUCGGUUCGGCAUCCAACCCUCUGGAAUGGUCACGUGCAUUUGAGAAGCCACGGUUCCGGAAAGAGAAUCAUCGACUCUGCCGAGAUUGUUCGCCCGGACGACAUCGUUCGCCCCGACGGCCUGAUUCACGGGAUCGAACGGCUGCUGAUUCCACGAUCCGUACAGGAGGAUUUCAACCGGAGAAGGAAUCUAAGGUCGAUUUCUGCGGUCUUACCGGAGGGUGCGCCCGAGGUGGAUCCUAGGACCCACCGGUUGAAGAAACCGGCAGCACCAGCACCAGCAGGUGCCCCACCGGUUCUUCCAAUCUACGACGCGCUGGCACCGGGCCCAUCCCUGGCUCCGGCCCCGGCGCCAGGACCCGGAGGACCCCACGGUCACUUCAAUGGAAUGCGCCAGGUCAAGGAUUUCAUCCACACUCUUUUACAUUACGGUGGAUACAACGAGAUGGCCGAUAUUUUGGUCAAUCUAACCUCCCUUGCCACCGAAAUGGGACGGUUGGUGUCCGAGGGAUACGUUUUGACCGUCUUGGCCCCCAACGACGAGGCUAUGGCUAAGCUGACGACGGACCAGUUGAGCGAGCCCGGUGCACCCGAGCAGAUAAUAUACUACCAUAUCAUACCAGAGUAUCAGACCGAGGAGAGUAUGUACAACGCAGUGAGGAGGUUCGGAAAGGUCCGGUACGAUACUCUGAGGUUGCCGCACAAGGUUGUGGCUCAGGAGGCUGAUGGGUCUGUGAAAUUCGGGCAGGGAGAUGGAUCGGCAUAUCUGUUUGACCCCGAUAUUUACACGGAUGGGAGAAUUUCUGUGCAAGGGAUUGAUGGGGUCUUGUUUCCAGCGGAGGAGGAGGAGGAGCUAAAGACAGAGAAGAAAGGCGUAGUUCCAGUUGUCAAGGUUGUCAACAAGCCCAGAAGAGGGAAAUUGCUGGAAGUGGCUUGUAGGAUGCUUGGAGCUUUCGGACAGGACUCUCAUUUCUCUACUUGCUAGUGAAUAUACGCUCUCUCGACAAAUCCCAGAAGAAAAAAUGAUCUCCCGGCCUAAACAAUUCAUAAAUGUUAUAGGAGAAUUCCAUGUAAGGCAAUGGAUGCAAUAAUAGUUGGAGGAGGGAGCGUUCACAUUGCAGAACUUGUUUGGAAACCCAAUAGAAGAUCGAAAGUUCGGUGUUUUUUUGUUUUUGUUUUUGUUUUUUUGAGGUUAUAAAUACUGUAAUUACAUCUCAUUUUUCUUUAAUUAUUUUUAUCUUUUUAUUCACAUUCUCUGUAUGAAUAAACAAGCUCCUAAGAGUUACAAAUUCCAUAACUCUCCUUUGUAUUGUUUUGUUUUA